AUGUCGCUAAGUAAUUGCACGACGCAAAAAGAACUUGCGAUCAACAAAAAGAAAGAGACACCAUGUAACAGGAGUCAGAUUGAAAAGAAAAAUUUUAAACUACGACUUUAUUUGAAACUGAAUCAAAGGUUUGAGAAAUUGGAGAUAAAUUGUCGACAUGAUUACGAUUCUUUACAAAGUUCUUUCAAACAUGGUAAUCCUCCUCCACGUUAUCAUUAUGAAAACAGAACAUUUCAUAACGUCAGAUCGAAUACAGAUUUGGGUGACCAGGAUUGUGAAUUAAGAAUCGUCAAAUGCAUCAAUAUUUCACUUCCUUCAGGUUACAACAAAGACGAUAUGAAAGUGUAUGUGUCCUAUGAAUUUCCCUUUCCAAACGAUCAACCUCAAACUGGCUUCACGGAAACCAUCAAACACAACAUUAAUCCUGUGGCAAUGGGGACUGGGGAGGAGUAUUUUUACAAGAGACAGAAUGGUCGUUUUACUUCAGUUCUUGAGACGUCAAUAAUAUCGAAUGUUGUGGUUGUAAGCUUUUUGAUAUGCUAGAACCUUCCCCCCUCAUUAAAUUCAUUAUUCUACAUCGAUGAUCAAUUACGCUGUUUUUUCGUAUAGAAUUUGAUUAAAAGUUUAAGAUAUCUAUCGACAAAAAAAAA
Molecule: messenger RNA, 650 nt
Organism: Xenia sp. Carnegie-2017
Lineage: Eukaryota; Metazoa; Cnidaria; Anthozoa; Malacalcyonacea; Xeniidae
Product: coiled-coil and C2 domain-containing protein 1B-like
Exons: 6
Coding region: 1-543 (180 amino acids)
Biological process (GO): regulation of transcription by RNA polymerase II
Cellular component (GO): nucleus
Molecular function (GO): DNA-binding transcription repressor activity, RNA polymerase II-specific; RNA polymerase II cis-regulatory region sequence-specific DNA binding
Source: RefSeq, a predicted model, not a curated record